UGCAUUUGCUUCAGCCAUCUCAGAGUGCUUUACAACCACCCAGGAAAUACAGAGAAGUUAUUUCGCUGCCGCUUUGGAAGAGAACAAACUUCAUUUCAUUCAAGAUCGUUGAACAAAGAAACGAAAAGUAUGGAAUUUGAGAGAGAUCUUAAUCUUGAUGCAACAGAGCUUAGGUUAGGCCUCCCCGGCACUGCCACAAAACAGUCAGAGAAGCAUACACCUAACUCAAAUCUUGCCAAGAGCAACAAAAGAUCAUUGCCUGACAUGAAUGAAGAGCCCGCAGGAUCAUCAGGGGAAAAUUCUAGCGUCUCAUCAAAUGACAAAAAAAGCCAUGACCAAGAAACUGCUCCACCCAUCAAGGCACAAGUGGUAGGGUGGCCACCAAUCAGAUCUUACAGGAAAAACUGUCUACAAGCAAAGAAACUAGAGGCUGAAGCUGCUGGACUUUACGUGAAAGUUAGCAUGGACGGUGCUCCUUAUCUCAGAAAGAUUGAUUUGAAGGUUUACAAAGGAUAUCCAGAACUCCUUAAGGCCUUAGAAGAGAUGUUCAAAUCCAAAGUUGGUGAGUAUUCGGAGAGGGAAGGGUAUAAUGGAUCAGAACAUGUAACAACAUAUGAAGACAAAGAUGGAGAUUGGAUGUUGGUUGGAGAUGUUCCAUGGGAUAUGUUCAUCAAUUCAUGUAAGAGGCUGAGAAUCAUGAAAGAGUCAGAAGCUAGAGGUUUGGGUUGUGCUGUGUAAAGCCUCACACAUGCAAUUCAGGAGGCCCCUAACAAACGAUGAAGAAGAGAUCCGAAAGAGAAAGGGAAGAGUUGCACUUUUAGCCUGGGUUCUCUGAGAAGAAAUAUCAAAUAUGGAUCAAUUUUAUCACCCAGAAAGAAAAAGAAUGGAUCUGGAUUUUUCCUUUGUGGGAUUGCAUGUAAUAGAAGAUUUUAGAAGGAUUUGUUAGGAUAUCACAGAUCUGCAUGUAUAGUUGGCAAAUUUGCUUCUUGAAUGCAAUUGUACAAAGAGUUCUACAUCA
Messenger RNA from Populus nigra (black poplar), 1018 nucleotides. Its product is annotated as auxin-induced protein 22D-like. Bases 130 to 738 code for a protein of 202 amino acids. Lineage: Eukaryota; Viridiplantae; Streptophyta; Magnoliopsida; Malpighiales; Salicaceae. The transcript is spliced from 4 exons. Gene Ontology annotation, cellular component: nucleus. Gene Ontology annotation, biological process: regulation of DNA-templated transcription. The record is from RefSeq and is a predicted model, not a curated record. Gene Ontology annotation, molecular function: protein binding.